AUAUCAGUUCAGAGGGGAGGUCUGAAACGGAGGGAAAAAACGGACCGUGGGAAGUCUCCUGGCAGCAUGGCCUUCAGCAGAAAGUAUGAGAUUGAGAGUGAGAAGAAUUAUGAUGAAUUCAUGAAGCAUCUUGGGCUUCCCAGUGACAUGAUUGAAAAGGGUCGCAACUUCGAGAUUGUCACAGAGGAUGGGCAGAACUUCACCUCAUCCCAGCACUACCCUGGGAGCCACUCCAUGACCAACAAGUUCACCAUUGGCAAAGAUUGUGACAUGGUGACCAUAGAGGGGCAAGAAGCUACGGUGCAGAUGGAGGGUGGGAAGGAGGAGGUUGACUUCCCCAACUAUCGCCAGACCUCGGAGAUCGUGGGUGACNGUUUCUUUCAGAUUUCCACCCUCACUGGCGUGACCUAUGAGCACGUGAGCAAGAGGCCGGCCUGA
Pteropus alecto (black flying fox) is the source of this 438-nucleotide messenger RNA. RefSeq names its product fatty acid binding protein 6 (gene FABP6). Gene Ontology annotation, molecular function: fatty acid binding. The record is from RefSeq and is a predicted model, not a curated record. The transcript has 6 exons. The coding region runs from base 67 to 438 and encodes 123 amino acids. Gene Ontology annotation, cellular component: nucleus; cytosol. Gene Ontology annotation, biological process: fatty acid transport. Lineage: Eukaryota; Metazoa; Chordata; Mammalia; Chiroptera; Pteropodidae.